Molecule: messenger RNA, 513 nt
Organism: Colletotrichum karsti
Lineage: Eukaryota; Fungi; Ascomycota; Sordariomycetes; Glomerellales; Glomerellaceae
Product: carbonic anhydrase
Exons: 3
Coding region: 1-513 (170 amino acids)
Molecular function (GO): zinc ion binding; carbonate dehydratase activity
Source: RefSeq, a predicted model, not a curated record
AUGUCUGCCAUUCAGAAGAACGUCGAGUCCGCUUCAGAGAGCUACUCCGCUAGCUUCACCAAGGGCCACUUGGCACUCCCUCCGGCGAAGAAGUACCUCGUCUUGACUUGCAUGGACGCCAGAAUUGACCCGGCACGGGCUUUUGGCAUCGAGUUGGGCGAUGCGCAUGUCAUCCGCAACGCUGGCGGCUCAGCAGUAGACGCGCUCCGCAGCAUCGUCAUCUCUCAACAACUCCUCGGCACGCACGAGAUCGUGCUGGUCAAGCAUACCGGCUGCGGCAUGCUCAUUUUCAAGAACGAGGACGCGGAGGCUCUCGUCGACAAGAAUCUGGGUGCCGACGCUUCCGCCGAGCUCAAGUCUCGCAAACUGGACUUUUUGACAAUCACGGACCUGGAGGAUGCCGUCAAGAAGGAUAUCGACUUCAUCAAGGAGACCAAGCUGGUCCCGGAGAGCGUGACGGUCAGCGGCUGGAUCUACGAGGUUGAGACGGGCAAGACGAGGCGCGUUGUUUGA